Aegilops tauschii subsp. strangulata is the source of this 477-nucleotide messenger RNA. The record is from RefSeq and is a predicted model, not a curated record. Lineage: Eukaryota; Viridiplantae; Streptophyta; Magnoliopsida; Poales; Poaceae.
AUGCUGGACGACCAUCGGCCAAAGAAUGUGAAACUGCGACAGGCCGGCAGUGGGCUUUGCAGGCCGUGGGACGUGGAGGUGGUGUUCAGGUACGACCACAUGUACCUAUAUCGUGGCUGGGAGCAGUUCGUCCGUGCCUACGACCUGCGGCACGGGUACUUCCUUGUCCUCAGGUACAAUGGCAACGCUACGCUCAUCGUGAAGGUGUUCAACACGACUAUGUGCCGCAUGCACUACCAGGACGACGAUGAUGCCAGCAAUGGGAGCAGCAGCAACGACUCUGGCUACAGCAAAAGCAGCAGCGAGGAUGUGGAGGAAUGGAGUGGGGAAGAAGUGGAGCUGAGUGGGGAUGAGGAGGUGCAGCCUAUUCUGUCUGACAAUGACCUCGCGAUGGUGGUGGCUGAAGAGUACAUCCCACUGCCUCGCCGCUCUAAGUGCAUCAGGAUGAUGAAGGAGAAGGAGAAGAAGGAGGAAUGA